Neofelis nebulosa (Clouded leopard) is the source of this 3111-nucleotide messenger RNA. It is a transcript of the gene OXER1, whose product is annotated as oxoeicosanoid receptor 1. The record is from RefSeq and is a predicted model, not a curated record. NCBI's taxonomy places the organism in Eukaryota, Metazoa, Chordata, Mammalia, Carnivora, Felidae. Gene Ontology annotation, biological process: G protein-coupled receptor signaling pathway. Gene Ontology annotation, cellular component: membrane. The transcript has a single exon. Gene Ontology annotation, molecular function: G protein-coupled receptor activity. The coding region runs from base 1566 to 2705 and encodes 379 amino acids.
CAGAGGCUGGCGCGAACUUGGGCUGCAGCAGGGCAUUGCUCUGUGCGGGAAAUGAAGGGAGAACACGGGAAUGUCCCAGGGAGGCCCCCUGUGCAGGGCCAAGUGGCCAUGAGAAAACGAGUUUGUCCCUGGUGCCCAGGGCAGAUAAUCCAAACAAAUGAUAAAAAUUAGAUGUUUUUCUGAACGUUAGCUCUGCGCUAGGGAAUUCCCUAGAAGUUUUUACAUACAUUAUCUCAUUGAAUCCUCACCAUACUCUAGGAAGCUCAGAGAGGUUUGGGAAACCAGCAGCUCUGUUUCCAAGCAAGGCCUGUCUGCAUUCAAAGCUCAGGCUGGUGGGCUUACCACCCUGCACUCUGCGGUCGCAGCCUGUCUCCCUCAGCCUUGGCCAGUUGGGAGCCCAGGACAGGGGAGAGGCCUGGAGGCUCUGAGAGAGAAAGAGACCAAUGGCCACUGUGCCCAAAACCCAGAGGCCUUGGCAGAGUUGGCACACGUGGCACUCUGCUGACCCCAGCCCGCUGGCGAAGGGGGUGUCAGGUUCUGCAGCCUGGAACCGCAGCCUCCUUUGGUGCUGUCCCAGGUUAUCAGGAGCUUGAGACCCUCGUGUCCAUGCACAGGCCUGGCCCCAUGGCCUCCUGAGAACACCACGCAGUGGAGGAGCAGGACUUGCACCUUGUCUGAAGACAGCCCCAGCCUCCACUCCUCUCUCUGUAGUGAAUGCUGGGUAGGGAUGGAGUGGGGUAGACAGUGGACAGGGAAUCUGGAAGGCUCUAAGGAUUGUUCUGUCUGGGGGAGAAACAUCCAGGUCCCAGGCCAUGGCAGUGGAAAUUGGCAGGGAACCCUCUGCCUGUGGGAGGUAUUUCAUCCUGUACAUGGACUCUGGACCAUCGGGAACCUGGGAGUAACGACAGCAAGCUGGCAGGGCACAACAGGCUUAUUCCACGAGGCCAUGAGCACUACAGUCAAGGUAUUGACUGGACUGCCCACUGCGCUCGCCUGGAACAAUGUUCUGUUGGCACCACACUCCCUUGCCACCAGAACUGGUGAGGGCAGGGACACAACCGCCCAGUCUGUAUGUAAUGGGGUGGGGGCUGAUGUCCAAGGUGGCCUGCAUGAUCCUGAGCUAUGGGUGCCAGGACCAGCUCCAGCCUUCAGGCAAGCAAAUGUCUGAUCCCUCGGGGCUAUGAACGCUUUUCCCCACCUUACCCCAGCUGGGCCUUCCUCCCACUUCAGGGUCCUCUUGGGCUUCCAUCACCCCACUGCUGAGCCUUGCUCUCCUCCCCUGCCCAGGGCAGCAUAGACUCCCCCCACCCCCCUUCAGAGACAAUGUGGCCAGGUCACUCGAUGUAGGGCAGGGAGGGAGGAGGGAGGGCUGCAGGGGUGGGGGGAGGCUACAAACAGGAACGCUGGGUGUUUCUCAGUGGCUGCAAGGAUGCUGAUGAAAACCCCAGGAUAUUGAGUCAUCGUGGUGGCCGGCUAAUAGUGAGCAUCAUUCCACUCUGCCCUGAACACUCUUGCAGGGGUAGAAAGACUGGAAACUUCUCUCAGGUCCGUGGCCUAAGCAGCCCAUGGAAUCUCAUAACCUGAGCUCUUCUUCUCCCCUCCUUUCUCUCCCUCCCUCUACUCUUCCUGCCUCCCUCCCUCCUUCCCUCUCCUCCUCUCCCUCUGCCUUCACCACAGACUGGGGGUCACCUGGAGAGGCCUUGGCUCCCUGCCACCCAGCCUCCUCCCCCAGAGUAUCUGCCUUCCUGGCACCAGCCCUGGGUGUGGAGUUUGUCCUGGGCCUUCUGGGGAACAGCUUGGCACUCUUCAUCUUCUGCUUCCACACGCGGCCCUGGACGUCCAACACAGUGUUCCUGGUCAGCCUGGUCAUUGCCGACUUUCUCCUGAUCAUCAACCUGCCCCUUCGUGUGGACUACUACUUCCUGCGCGAGAUCUGGCGCUUCGGGGCCACUGUCUGUAAAGUCAACCUCUUCAUGCUGUCCACCAACCGCUCGGCCAGCGUGGUCUUCCUCACGGCCAUCGCACUCAACCGCUACCUGAAGGUGGUGCGGCCCCACCACAUGCUGAGCCGGGCUUCUGUGUGGGCAGCUGCCAGAGUGGCCGGGGGACUGUGGGGGGGCAUCCUGCUCCUCAACGGACACCUGCUCCUGACUGCCCAUACUAACCACUCCUGCCUCAGUUACCAGCUGGGCAAGAACACCUCGGCCUCACUCCGCUGGCACCAGGCACUGUUCGUAUUGGAAUUCUUCCUGCCGCUGGCACUCAUCCUCUUUGCCAUCGUGAGCAUCGGGCUCACCAUCCGGCGCCGCAGCCUGGGUGGGCAGACAGGCCCGCGGAGGGCCGUGCGCAUGCUGGCCGUGGUGGUGGCUGUCUACAUCAUCUGCUUCCUGCCCAGUGUCAUCCUUGGCAUGGCUUCCAUGGUGGCUUUUCGCCUGCAUGCCUGCCACAUCCUCAACAUCUGCUCCCAGCUCUUCCACGGCUCCCUGGCCUUCACCUACCUCAACAGUGUCCUGGACCCUGUGCUCUACUGCUUCUCAAGCCCCAACUUCCUCCGGCAGGGCCGGGCCCUGCUGGGCCUCAGCCAGAGCUGGCAGGGCUCAGCCAGCGAUGAAAGUUCCUACCAGCCUUCUGCUAGGUACCGGGAGGCCUCUAGGAAGGCAAAGGCUACAGAGAAGCUGCAGGCGGAGGUCUCACUGGAGUCAUAAGGCCCCUCUCAGGACAGGGGGUUUACAGUGCCAUGGAAGUAAGGACGGCCAGGAUCCGACCUGGAGGGAUGAGGUCACUCCCCGGACUAUUGCCAGCUCAGGGCGCCUCACCCAACUGGACAUCUGCAGGAACCAGUUGGGUGACAGGAAAGAAAAGGGUUUUGACCUUACAGAGCAGUGUAUCCUGGAUGAUGUCCCCAGAGCACAGGAAAAGAGCACUAUGGCAGGUGGAGACAGGCAGAGCCUGUGUCAGCUCCACCCCAAAGGGCUACACAGCUGCCCAGUCCACGGGCCAGAGUGUGAUGACUGUGAGAGCACAGAUCUUGCUUUAGAGAUUGGGCCUCUGCAUUUUCUCUUAUCUCAUUUGUCCCUUUCAAUGCUAAUAAACUUCUUUUUGGAAAUACAA